Capra hircus (goat) is the source of this 1331-nucleotide messenger RNA. RefSeq names its product rRNA/tRNA 2'-O-methyltransferase fibrillarin-like protein 1. Gene Ontology annotation, molecular function: rRNA methyltransferase activity; RNA binding; histone H2AQ104 methyltransferase activity. NCBI's taxonomy places the organism in Eukaryota, Metazoa, Chordata, Mammalia, Artiodactyla, Bovidae. Gene Ontology annotation, cellular component: nucleolus; Cajal body; small-subunit processome. Gene Ontology annotation, biological process: box C/D sno(s)RNA 3'-end processing; rRNA methylation. The record is from RefSeq and is a predicted model, not a curated record. The transcript has a single exon. Bases 1 to 999 code for a protein of 332 amino acids.
AUGAAGUCGGCGGUGGGCUUGCGUCGUGGCGGGUCUGGCGGCCGUGGGGGUGGCGGCUGGAGCGGAGGGCGCGGGGGCGGAGGCGGAGCGGGCAAGGGAGCCGGAGGCGACGGCGGCGGCCCGGGAGGCAAGGGCGGCUUCGGGGCGCGGACGCGCGGCUUCGGUGGCGGCCGGGGCCGGGGGCGCGGUGGCGGCGGAGGAGACGGCCGGGGGGACCGCGGAGGCGGCGGGCAGCUGCGCGGCGUGGCCAAGAACAAGAACCGCCGCAGGAAGAGCGUUUUGACGGUGUCGGUGGAACCGCACCGGCACGAGGGCGUCUUCAUCUACCGCGGGGCGGAGGACGCGCUGGUCACGCUGAACAUGGUGCCGGGCCAGUCGGUGUACGGCGAGCGGCGGGUCACGGUGACCGAGGGCGGCGAGAAGCUGGAAUACCGCACGUGGAACCCCUUCCGCUCCAAGCUGGCCGCGGCCAUCCUGGGCGGGGUAGACCAGAUUCACAUCAAGCCCAAGUCCAAAGUGCUGUACCUGGGUGCCGCCUCGGGGACCACCGUGUCCCACGUCUCCGACAUCAUCGGCCCAGACGGCCUGGUCUACGCGGUCGAGUUCUCCCACCGCGCCGGCCGCGAUCUCGUCAACGUGGCCAAGAAGCGAACCAACAUCAUCCCGGUCCUCGAAGAUGCGCGGCACCCGCUCAAGUACCGCAUGCUUAUCGGCAUGGUGGACGUGAUCUUCGCCGACGUGGCACAGCCGGACCAGUCCCGCAUCGUGGCUCUGAACGCCCACACCUUCCUGCGCAACGGGGGCCAUUUCCUCAUCUCCAUCAAGGCCAACUGCAUAGACUCCACCGCGUCCGCCGAGGCGGUGUUCGCCUCCGAGGUGAGGAAGCUGCAGCAGGAGAAUUUAAAGCCUCAAGAGCAGCUGACUCUGGAGCCCUACGAAAGGGACCACGCCGUGGUGGUCGGGGUCUAUCGGCCCCUUCCUAAGAGCGGCGGCAAGUAGCCACCCAGCUCGGGCUGUCCCUGAGAUGUGCCCAAGGCUGUACUGUGCUCCGUGUUACCGUACAUUUUCUUCGUGCAGUUUUUCUAUUAAAUGACAUAAACAAACAGUACCCAGGUGUAUCAGUGAGGCCACAUUGAGUUAUCCCCACAUCUCCAAAUCCGCCAAACCCUAAAAUAGCUAAGAUACCUGGUGAAAGGGGUCCAUCAAGGAGUUAUAGCUUGGGGACUGUGCUUCCUCCAGCCACGCAAAAUCCUGACUGUUCAGGGCCCCUCUUCACAUGUACUUCCUCAUCACAGGGGCUGGGGAAAUGAGCUUAUAAAAUCAUCUUUGGA